UUUUCUAUCAGUAGUGAGUGUGUAGAGUCUUUGGCGCAUUCAUGAGGUGACUGCCACCGAAUAAAUGUCAUAUAAGGAACAGAAACUUAUCUCAACUUCCACUUUAUUGCGAAAAAAACCAUUUAUAAUUCUCAACCUUCUGAGCAGGUGCUUUUGGGGAACACUUGAAGGCAGCAUCAGUCUCUGUCAUUUCACUUCCCCUCUCCAGCAUCCCCACACGACACAGGUCGCACAAACGACAGUAGCAUUGUAUAUGUUUGUGGAGGAGUGACCAUCUGACACCAUGACCAUUAGAAACACUCUCCAGGACCAUGGCCAGAGAUACCGACCACGUAUGGCUUCUCUCAAGAAGUCGGAGAAGGUGCUGCUGGAGAUGCAAGACCCCAAAACAGGGCUGAAGUCCCAGCCCCAGAGACUGGUCCGGGAACAGUGAGUGCAAUGGACUAUGGGCUGGAUCGACAAAUAGAUCCAAACUCAGAUGAGGCAGUUACACCCGACUUCUACGAGAGAAUUAUGAUCUUUACGCAGCAGUCCAUCAUGAGGCCCAGAGUGAAGUCAUCAGUGUCUAUUGGCGCAUUGGUGAAAUACUGUGCCACCUACAACAACCACGACCCUUUCCUCUCCAAUUGUCUUCCCAGCAACCCCUGGAUCACCGAUGAUGUCACGUUCUGGACCUUGAACAUGCCCUGUGUGGAAAUACCAACUAAGAUGCGUGUGGAGCGAUGGACGUUCAGCUUCGCAGAGCUGCUGUCAGACACCCGAGGACGAGAUGACUUCAGACUCUUCCUGAAGAAAGAAUUCAGCGGUGAGAACUUGGCAUUCUGGGAAGCUUGCGAAGAUCUAAAGUGGGGCAAAGCUGCGUCGAUUAAAGAGAAAGCAGAGCAUAUCUACAAAACAUUCCUGGCACGAGGUGCACCGCGGUGGAUCAACAUUGACGGCAAGACCAUGGAAGUCACGGUGAAAGGUCUGAAACACCCACACAGAUACGUCCUGGACCCCGCCCAAACUCACAUCUACAUGCUCAUGAAGAAGGACUCAUACGGCCGGUACCAAAAAUCUCCGGUGUUUAAGGAUACGGUGAAGAAGGCCAUCUGUCCUGAUGAGCACCAUUUCAGUGGUGCCCAGUUGGAGCAAAAUUAUAAGAAGCGACGGCCGAGUCUCAGCCCCAUCAUCCUGCGGCAGAUGGAGCAGGAGCAAAGGGCCAAGAUGGCCGCCAACAUUGACAUCACACAGCUGUGCCUCUUCACCACUCCCGUCCCCCACCUCGCUGUCUACUCCGGCUUCACUGACUACCCCACUGCCACCGCCUCACCCUCCCUCACCUUCCUGGCCCACACCCCGGCCUGUCCAUCCCCCAUCAGCGUGGCCCUGGACAGCACCUCGGUGUCUGAGCGGCAGGUGGAGGAAGCAGAGGGUGACGGGAACCCUGCGGCUCGAGCCCCGGUGGGUGGAAAUGUGUCCAAGUCUCGCAUGGCUCUGUCCCUGCGUCGCCUGCUGAAGGGCGGCUGCACCCCCGCCACCAUGUUCGCCAGCCUGUCGCCCAAAUGUCACUUAGCAGCCGGGACAAGUAGCCGCAUCCAGCCCAUCAGCCCGGACCAACCCAGCCAGGCUCCACCCCGACGGAUUGGAAAUUUUUUCCAGAUUAAAGUGGAUAUUCCCCCAGAGUGCCGUAUCUACCCCAUAGAGUCAGAGGACGAGGAAGAGGAGAGCCGGGCGGCCUUUCGGGGGGGAGUGGGAGCCAAAGAGAUCAUCUGCCCCUGGGAGAGCCUCACUACACAGAACGGGACGGGCUAGUCGGCUGCAUUUACACAGGAAUAAAAAAAGGGUUAUUUUAAUUAGUUUGAGCAGGCAGAUUUUGCCCAUGCUCUGACAGAGAUAACAGAUCUCAAACAGGACAUGAAGUGGUUAAAUCCCUGUGUAAAUGUGGCCACAUAAUCACCGCCAGGCCACAACAUAAACACCAAACAACAUGACACAAACGGCCAAUCCUGGAAACUAGAGAUUGUUGUUUAGACUGAGCACAAACCUACUGUGUCCAAGAUGAAACUCCUUAAAGGCAACCUAGUGUUGGUUUCUAGCGUUAAACACAUACUGCCUGUAGCCCUGAAAGGACCCAGUGUAAUGUUUGCCUCAGAAUAAUCCUUUACUCCAAUGCCCGCACUUUUAGAACAAUCACCAUAUUCAUAUAUCCCCAAUUUAUGAGAAAAUACAGUGUUUUCAGUUGUUUACCAUAUUAGUUUUUCCUCCAGUGCAACCCUUUCCCUUUAAGAUAAGCUUGACUACCCAUCAUAAAAGGCUGAGAUUUUAAUUUUUUAUUUGAUUGUGUAUUACUUUUGCCAAGGAGCUUAUAUAUUUCAGUUUGGUUUGGUUUGUCAGCAUGAUUACAGAAAACAACUGGUCCGAUAUUCAUGAAACUCGGUGGAAGUGUAGCAUGUAGCAAGGAAAACCCAUUACAAUUUGGAGCGGAUCCAAAUUAAGGGACAGAUUCAGAAGUUAUUUUUCGCUUUCGUUAACAUUGCGAUAUAUCAUAGCCUUGAGAGACGUCUGCGCUCUUCAGGUGCCCAUCGAAAUAUUUAUUUUACUCCUCAAUUAUACAGGUUAUUGGUGUCCUAUCGCAUGGCAGAGGAAGUUGUGAUCAACUAUAUUUUGGCACAUUUGUUGUUUGGAAAUAGCAUCUUACAAGCCAACAGACAGAUAAGUGUUGGUUACUCAACAUGUGUUUUUGGUGGAGUAUUUCUUUAAAUAUAGCCUUAUUGACACCAACCCUUUCUGAUGUGAGCACCGGCUGAGCCAGAUUUAAAGGUUGGACCCUUAGUAUUGUGAGGUGGAGCUCGACUAGAGGACAACAGGGUGUACACACAUCCACAAGUGAUGGACUCUUGAGCUUUAGCUUUCACAUUCAAACCUCAUUCUGUAUUUAUUAACAAACAGUAGCCCGACAGCAGCCUUAUCCUUGCAUGUACACAGAUAUUUAGGCCUAAAGAUACAAAAUAUAAAUGAGAAGAAAUAUUAUUUUUGUGAUUGCCAAGAACCAUGAAUAAAUGUUAUAUAAUACAGAUAAUAUGAUGUUUACAUCUUGUAGGCAGACACAUUUGAUUCUGCCUGUCCACAUGCCUGCUAACAAUUGAAUAAUGAUCUUUGAAGUAGAGAAGUGUUUUUGUGCUGCUCAAUAGAUUUAGAUGCUUCGUCCACAUUUUACUUACCUCUUACACACAUUAUGUGAAAAUAAAUAGAUGCAGUUCAGGUUAAAAUAAGAGCACAUGAACAGACCGUCUGCAUGUUGCUUUUUUGUUACUGUAAUGGGGGCUGGGUAAGAGUUUUGUAUUUAGCUUCACUAAUGUUUUGUAGCUGUUGUAUGCUGUGCACUACUCUGAGCGAGGUUUUGGUAUUUUCUCACAUAUCUCCUUUGAGGGGGAUACAGUACAAUGUGAAUUUACUGUCAGAAUGUAUUAUCUUUACAAUGUUUACAGAUGCAAGAAUGUGAAAAGUACCUUUAAUUUGUUGUAUUUGAUUUGUACAUUCCACAGCUUGUGUGAAGUGCCUAAAUAAAAGUCUUAACAAAAAAGG
This is a messenger RNA of Gymnodraco acuticeps, 3567 nucleotides long. RefSeq names its product regulator of G protein signaling 9b (gene rgs9b). Lineage: Eukaryota; Metazoa; Chordata; Actinopteri; Perciformes; Bathydraconidae. The record is from RefSeq and is a predicted model, not a curated record. Gene Ontology annotation, biological process: G protein-coupled receptor signaling pathway; intracellular signal transduction; regulation of G protein-coupled receptor signaling pathway.